Molecule: messenger RNA, 1726 nt
Organism: Mya arenaria
Lineage: Eukaryota; Metazoa; Mollusca; Bivalvia; Myida; Myidae
Product: putative defense protein 2
Exons: 5
Coding region: 381-1430 (349 amino acids)
Molecular function (GO): oxidoreductase activity, acting on metal ions
Source: RefSeq, a predicted model, not a curated record
AGUGACGGGAAAUAGCUUUCUAUCUCGUACGUUUUUAGUUUGAUUAAAUUAGAAUGAUAAAGAAUCAACGAGUUUUUUUCUUGUAAUGCGACAUGAUUAGAUUCCCAAGGUACUGACCAGGACAUCAAACAGUCUAGGACAGCCUGUGAAUACAAUUAAUUACAUUCAUUGGGAGAUUUGUUUUAUUUCUAGAUAAGGUCUCCAUGGAAUAAGGAAGUGUACAUAUCAAUCUCUAUGUGGGAUUAGCGGCAACAUUUCUUGGUGCCUGGGAAGGUCGUGGAAAAUGAAUGUAUUUAUGGACACGCUAUCCAGCUCAAGUUGGUAAUUAUACAGAAACUUAGAUCACCUGUCACUGGAAUCUUGGUUAAAAACAUGGUGUAAUGUUUGGUUUCAAAAUAUGUUUACCACUCAACUCGUAUUUCAAAACGAACACAUCCGAGCUGAAGUGUAACGUUUGGGUUCGACGUAACGCGAUAUCACAAUCACCACACCAUGUAUGGAGGUACUCCUUGAAUGUGACUCGUAACAAAGAUUUCAGACACUGGACUAUAAAAGGAGGAGAGAUGAUCGCCGUGUUCCUGUUGGCCGCCCUUCUGCCGCACAUCCGGCUGGGUACAGCAUACAGCACAGGGGCGCCUUCAGGGCAAUGCGACAGGAUGAUUCCUGGUCACGGCGUCCGCCCCCAGAUGGGCCCCGCCCCAUACAUUAUCAAGUUCUCCCAGCCAACUUUCGGCUGUCCGGAAGACAACAUCACAGUAACGUUGUCGGGCGCGGGCGCGGGCGGGGCAACGUUCCGCGGUUUCCUGUGUGAAACGCGGCCUAAUCCCGACCUGUUCUACACUUCCGGCGUAAUUAAUUUGCCGCCAAAUUCCAACGAAACACACGACCUCUGUGGAGAGGGGAGAUCAAUCACUCACAAGCAGGGUAGGGUUGACAAGACUUCUAUCUCCUUUAGCUGGACACCGACCGUGGCACAGCCAGUAUACAUCGUGUGCACGGUGGUGGCAAAGUACAACCUGUUCUGGGUGAAGCUUAGGUCCAACCCCAUCACGUUCAUGGAGCGGGCAUGUGGCCAACAAACCCCUCCGUCGGGUGGCGGCGGCCAGCAGCGCCCAACAACAACUCCAGCUGCAGAUGAUAACUCCAACACAGCCAGUUCCAAUACUGGUAACUCCAACAUUGGCGGCUCGAAUACCGGAACAGACACGGGGUCGGGUUCGGGUACCUCGGCUCCCGACAACAAUAGUUCAGUGAUGACAACGGUCGCAAACACCAACGAAAAUACCGGAAAUACCGGUAAUAACGCUAGCAACUCGGCAUCAACAGGCACCCUGCCACCGAACACGACGCCUGUAGGCCGGGGAUCGUCUGUGGCGCCUGUGCUGGGCGGUAUAUCAUUUGGAUUUGUACUAGCAUUGUUGUUUUGUUGAACAUUUUCAGGAAUGGACGGUGUGAAAUGAACAUUACUAAUGGCACGUUUUAUUUGAUUUUUAAACGAACAAAAAUGACCAACAGCUUCGGUUUCUCAUGUAGAGAGCACUACUUUAAACAGAUUACAGUGCAAGCAAGCAGCUACUGCUUUAAGGACUGAUCCAAGCUGAAGAUAACCAGGAAUACCAUGCAAGGCGCUUACAAAAUAGUGUUUUAUUUUUUUUACUCUGUACAGAGAACUGUCUUACAUGUUUCGCUAUUACAUUUUGCUAUAUUUGUAAAUAAAACAUAUGAA